This is a messenger RNA of Acanthopagrus latus (yellowfin seabream), 3818 nucleotides long. RefSeq names its product protocadherin-8 (gene pcdh8.2). The coding region runs from base 482 to 3424 and encodes 980 amino acids. The record is from RefSeq and is a predicted model, not a curated record. Gene Ontology annotation, biological process: homophilic cell-cell adhesion. NCBI's taxonomy places the organism in Eukaryota, Metazoa, Chordata, Actinopteri, Spariformes, Sparidae. The transcript is spliced from 3 exons. Gene Ontology annotation, cellular component: plasma membrane. Gene Ontology annotation, molecular function: calcium ion binding.
AAAACCAUCACUCGGUAAUGGCUGCAAUAAGACGAUAAACAGAGCAGGAACUAUCUUCAAGCAAUGGAAUAUCUGUUCUUUUCUUCUUCUUCUUUUUUUUUUUUCCUUUUCUGCAACUUCCCUUCAGUGUUCACUCUGAAAACAGGCUUAGAGCUUUUUCUUCUUCAUCCUUUUUUUUUUUUUUUUUUUUCAUAUGGGGGUAUUUUUAAUUCUAGAGCGAGGGAUUGGUCACACUUCGUCUCAUUAGCAUGAGGAGCCGUAUAAACCCCCGCCACUGCAGAAUUUUGAGCUGUGUAGAAGGCGAGGCAACAAGCGCGUCUGACUGGCUGCGCGCAAAAGGAGCAAGUAACUUUCACUUCCAGCCACAGUUCAGUUCAUAAACGCGGGAGCUGCAUGGAGAGCUCAGCACUCCAGAGGUGAACCGCUCUCAUCCGCUCUGCGCGCAACGAGGCUGCUUACCGGGGGGAAGAUCACCACGAAGAUGGUACGGGGCCAGAUUGUAACUUAUUGGCACCGGUGGAUUUUAAUAUUCUCCGUCCAUCAGUUUUUAUUUGCCUCUCCGGCUCGGUCCGAGGGAAAUACUAUUCGAUACCAGACCAAUGAGGAGGGCGCACCAGGUACGGUCAUCGGAAACCUUGCCAAGGACAUGUCCUUGAGUCUGUCUCAUUCCUCCAAGACCAAUUUCAGGAUGAUGAAACAAUUCAACGCUUCAUUCAUCAGGGUGAGAGAAAGCGACGGGGAGCUCGCUGUCGGGGAGCGAAUUGACAGGGAGCGAAUCUGCAGACACAUUCCACAGUGUCUCAUUACUUUUGACGUGGUGAAUUUCUCCAAAGAUCGCUAUAAAUUGAUUCACGUCGAGGUGGAAAUAAAGGACAUCAACGACAACUCUCCGGAGUUUCCAAACAGGGAAUCUAUAGUGGAGAUCUCGGAGAACGCGGCCGUGGGCUCCCGGAUCCCCCUGGACCCGGCUGCGGACGCAGACGUCGGGUCAAACUACAUCCAGAGCUAUCAGAUUUCUGUCAACAGUCAUUUCACCAUUGAUGUGCUCCUGAGAGCGGAUGGGGUUAAAUAUGCGGAAUUGGUGCUAAUGAAGGAGCUAGACAGGGAGACUCAGUCAUCAUACACUGUGGACCUGGUGGCCACAGACGGCGGGAAUCCAUUCAGAUCGGGGUCAACCAAGAUCACCAUUAAAGUGACCGACUUUAACGACAACAGUCCGGUUUUUGACCAGAACAGUUUCUCCGUCAGCCUGCCGGAGGACGCGCCGGUCGGCGCUGUCAUCCUGGACCUGAACGCAGUUGAUGCUGAUGAGGGCUUGAACGGGGAGGUCGUCUACGGCUUCGGAAAACAGGUUUCUCACGAGAUUCGAGAACUUUUCCAAGUGGAUAACAGGUCGGGCCGCCUGACGCUCAGGAGCGCGGUGGACUUCGAGGACAAAAGCACCUACGAGCUGGACGUGCAGGCGACCGAUCUGGGACCCAACCCGAGUCCCUCGGUGUGCAAAAUCAUCAUUCACGUCACGGACGUUAAUGACAAUGCCCCAGAAAUCAGCAUCACCCCGAUGACCUCCAUCACCACGGGCAUCGCGUACAUCAGCGAGGCGGCAGACAAGGACAGCCUGGUGGCGCUGAUCAGCACCCUGGACAGAGACUCGGGCGUGAACGGCCAGGUCCACUGCACGCUGUACGGCCACGACCAUUUCAAACUCCGCCAGGCUUACGAGGACAGCUACAUGAUCGUGACAGCGGCCAAUUUGGACAGGGAGAGGAUCAGUGAGUACAACUUGACGGUCAUGGCGGAGGAUUUCGGGUCACCCCCGCUGAGAAAGAUCACCCAGUACACCAUCAGACUCAGCGACGAGAACGACAACGCCCCUCACUUCAGCAAAGCUGUCACCGAAGUUUCAGUGGUGGAAAACAACGCCCCCGGGGCCUACAUCACCACGGUCCAGGCCACAGACGCGGACCUGGGCAAUAACGGCAAGAUCACGUACAGACUGGUGGACGGCCUCAUCAUGGGCUCCCCCGUGAACACCUUUGUGUCUCUGAACUCGGUGUCUGGCUCCAUAUACGCCCUGAGAAGUUUUAAUUACGAAGUGAUGAAACAGCUAGACAUACACAUCCAGGCGAGUGAUGGGGGGUCACCACAGCUGCAGAGCACAGCUGUCAUCAGGCUAAAAAUAGUUGAUCAGAAUGACAACCAGCCCUCUAUCAUCGAGCCACCACUUUACAAGGGCUCUGCUGAGGUUUUCCUGCCCAAAGACGCACCUGCGGGUUAUGUGGUAACCCAGAUAAAGGCCACAGAUGCUGAUGAGGGAGCAAACGCGCAGCUGUCCUUUAAAAUCACAGAGGGGGGACACCUGGGCUUCUCUGUCAACAAAGACACAGGGAAGGUGCACGUGAGCCGGCAGCUGACGUACGAUCAGGCAGACAGUGUCAAAGUCACAGUGGCGGUCAGCGACCACGGCUCCCCCUCGCUCAGCUCCACGGCGGUCAUUCACUUGAGCUUCACAGAGGGAGCCCUGCCCAGCAUGCCCUCCUCGUCUCAAAAUGGCAGCGAGGAGCUCUUCGAGUGGGACAUGUCCAUAGCCAUCAUCAUCGUCCUGGCAGGGAGCUGCUCCCUCCUCCUGCUGGCCAUCAUCCUCAUCACAACCAUUUGCAACCGCAGGAGAAAGGAGACCAGGGAGGGGGGCUACGAGGAGAAAGAAGACGCGCCGAAUGUGGAGCAAGUGGAAAGUGGUCACAUCGAUUCAUUGAUUGCCAGCCACAAAGGCAAAGCGUUUGAUGCCCAUCCAUUUCCAGAGAAGCCUCCAUUGGCCAGCAGCAACACAACAGAGGCAGCCUGCGAGGAUGGCAGGCAGACAGCAGGCAUCUUUGAGUCAAACAGCCGAGUGAUGGAGGGCAAAUUAAAGGGUUACUCCACGCUGCCGGGGUACGGGAAAGAGACGGUCAGGCCCAUAACGAUAUGGAAGGGCAACUCGUUCACCACCAUCUCAGCCAGAGAUCCCCACAUCAGUGGCAAGGACAGCGGAAAAGGGGACAGCGACUUCAAUGACAGCGACUCCGACAUAAGUGGGGACGUGCACAAGAAAGAGUCGCCGCCGACGAACAGUCUCUGGGCUUGCACGAGUGAAUGCAAGGUGCUGGGACACUCGGACCGGUGCUGGAGCCCCUCAGCGACGCGGCCCAACACGAGCAUGGCCUGUGGGCCGCAUCUGUCAACUUUCUCCAAGACAGCUUCGCUUCCCCGCGACACCAGGAGGGAAAACUACUACCCGGCCCACUUGCCUAAAACCAACGGUCUGCAGAGCGUGUAUGAGAAAGUCCAACACCAGGAGUUUGAUUACAUUCUCGUUGGUCCGCCCACGCCAGCCCGAAUACAGGAAACGGAUGAGAUCUCCAUCCCGGAAUACACAAACUCUUAAAGCUCCAAAAAAAAAAAAAAAGGAAAAAGAAAAAAAAAAAAGGGAAUUUGUCUUUCUACUGUACAGUUCUUUGAUCUUAAUUGACUCUAUGUUGGGUUGUUGCUGUAUUUUGUAGUAUGUUGUGUCCUUUCGGCUCAUAUAAGACUGUUCAUUGUAUCAUUGUGUAAUAUGCAAGAUUUUUGUACAUCAAUAAUAUAUUUUUCAUAAUGAUUCAAUGUAAAGAAGAAUUUUAUUAUACAUUUUCAAGAGCAUGUGUUACUAUUUAAGGGGCAUGACCAAUGGACAUCGGGGCUGCGAGGGGGCCUUCCUGCUGUGGAAAACAAUCAAUAUGAAAGAUUGCCAUGUGCGUGGUAGAGUUUUGUCACAUUGUUGCACAAAUAAAGAGUUAAAAAUG